Tetrahymena thermophila SB210 is the source of this 1263-nucleotide messenger RNA. RefSeq names its product equilibrative nucleoside transporter family protein. The record is from RefSeq and is a predicted model, not a curated record. Gene Ontology annotation, biological process: nucleoside transmembrane transport. NCBI's taxonomy places the organism in Eukaryota, Ciliophora, Oligohymenophorea, Hymenostomatida, Tetrahymenidae. Gene Ontology annotation, cellular component: plasma membrane. The transcript is spliced from 3 exons. Gene Ontology annotation, molecular function: nucleoside transmembrane transporter activity.
AUGGAAGACGCUAAAUUAAUUCAAGCUGCUAAGGACGAUUUAAAGCCUACCCUUUUAAGCAAAACAACUGCUGCUUUAUUGGGAGUUUCUUCUUUGAUUGGCUGGAGUGCUAUUCUUAAUUCGUUUGAUUAUUUCGGUAAUAAAUAUCCAAAGGAAACUUACCAUGACGUCACUUUCUUAUUUCCAAUUCCAUUAAAGUUUGCUUCUUUUAUAUGGGGUUUGGCCAUGGAUUACCUUUCGAAAAGAUAUUCGAUCAAAAUUAGAAUUGGUCUUUGUCUUGGAAUCUAAUCUCUCUUUAUGAUUGCAAUGCCACUUGUUGCUCUUCUUUUACAAAACUGGGCUGGUUUCUCAAUUUGCAUGAUUUUAUGUUUCUUAAUAGGUACUACAACUUGCAUCUCCUAGAAUUCUAGUAUUGCAAUGCUUUCUUAAUUCGAUAAAAAGAGUCAAGGAAUUUACUGGAUUUUUACUGCCUGGAGUGGACUUUCAAUGAAUGUAGGAAGAGCAAUAGUGCUUGGUAUUUUUGGUGAUAACGAUGCCGGAAUUAAUAAUGGUACUAUAGUUUACUUUGUCAUGGCUGCCAUUACUAUUUAUACAACCAUUUUCUGUCUUUUUAAAUACUUAAAAUCUGAUCAUCACUAAGAAAUGAUGGCUCUUCACUCCGCUUAAGAUACCGCUUAUGAAAACACUACUGAAUAAAUAAACUAUCAAUCUGUUAGUGACUCUCCCAGCAGCAAUCCAAACCAAGAACAAUUAAAAGUUAGAUUGAUAGCAUGCUUAAAGAAAAUUAAAUUUAUAGCUAUUUCUAUCUUUUUCACAUAUGUAGUGACUUUCAUGCUUUUCCCUGGUGUAUCCAUUUUCUAAAAAUAAUUCACUAUUAUUCAAUCUUUGGCUUGGUUUAGUGUAUUAAUGUAAUUGUCUUACAAUAUUGGUGAUUUAUCAGGCAAGGCUUUGAGCAGUCUUCAUUUCUACAACUCUACUAUGAUGUAUAUUUUGAAUAUAAGCAGAGGCAUCUUCUUCUUUACUUUCCUAAUGAGUGCAAGAGAUCCAUCUAAUGCCUUUUUUGGUAAUGAUUACUUUGCUUUUGUUGAUAUAUUUUUGUUUGGUCUUUCAAACGGACUCGUUACUGGCGGUCUCAUGUAAUUAGGACCUCAAAGAGGCUAAACUCCUGAUGAAAAAAAUUUAAUUUCCUUAAUUCUUGCAUUUAGUCUGACUUUUGGUAUAUCUGUAGGAGCAUUUUUGGCCCUCUCUCUUGAAUAAAAUUGA